AUGGAGCUCUAUCGUCGGCUCGGAAUCGAGGAGCUUGUCCGCGAAGCUGGUGCCUCAUUGUCACCCAGCAAGGGCAUUUAUAGUGGGGCUUCUCUGAAGGAUAUCAUUGAACCCAAAUCACGAUCAGGGGCAAUUAGGAAUCUCCCCUGGGCUGGAUGUCUUACGCCAUUGGGUCCAGUGAGCGGAACAUUUGUCACUCAAGAUAUGAUCGAACCAGUUCUUGUGGACGUUGCACAAGGGCGCGGGGUUGAUGUGAGAUUCGAUACGGAAUGUGUCGGUGUCGAGCAAGAUGAAGAUAGCGUCACCGCUGUUUUGAAGGAUCGGAAGACCGGGGCCAUUUCGACUAUUCGAGCGCAUUAUCUCAUCGCUGCUGAUGGAGCAGAGAGUCCGAUUCGCACUCGUCUCGGGGUUCCAACGACGGGGAAGGGGACACUGGGCUAUUUGCUCAACAUCCUCUUUCACGCCGACCUCACGUCUCUUGUCCACGGGCGCGAAUUUUCUCUCUGUAAGGUCGAACGCCCCGAAGUUACUGGCCUAAUCACAUCAAUCAAUAACAGUGAUUGUUGGGUCUUCCAUCUUUUAUUUGACCCGUCAAAAGGCGAGCAGCCUUCAGACUUUCCACCCGAAAAAUGUAAAGAGCUGUUGCACCUCGCGUUAGGGAUACCCGACAUUGAGAUUGAUAUCAAGAGCAUCCUUCCCUGGAAGCCCUCCGUGACGCGGCACACCAGAUGCCGCCAUGGGGGGGGCCAGGGGGCAAAUACAGGCAUCGCAGACGUCCACAACCUUGCCUGGAAGCUUGCUGCAGUUUUGCAAGGGCAUGCGACCAAAUCUUUGCUAGAGACAUACGAUAUAGAGCGGAUAUCUGUGGGGAGAGCGGCGGCUGAGUUUUCUGCGAGUCUGGCUGAUGAGGAUGGAAUCAUAUCAACAAAGGGAUCGUUCACCUUACCCCUUGUCCUCCUCAAAGGCUUUCGUUUGCUUUCCGGUCACGGAUAUUGUUAUGCAAGUAAGGCAAUCUGCGCGGAGGACACUUCUCCGCUAGGAGGAUUGACCUGGAGACCAUGGACUUUGCCUAGCCUGGCACUUUCGAUUGAUGGGAGGCCUGGAAGCAGGAUCCCUCAUUUAUGGGUUGAGCAUCAGGGCAAACGUGUUUCAACCCUCGAUUUAUGUGGCAAGAACUUCUUGUUACUUGCUGGAGCAGACGGCACGUCGUGGGUGGAAGCAGCAAAUGGGGUGUCUUCUGCUAUGGGCAUCGACAUUGCCGCAUUUUGUGCUGGUCCCGAAGGCGGUCUUGUCAGCCCAAAAGGUAAACUCGAAACUGCUGCAGGCAUUUCGUCUCGAGGCGCCAUACUUGUGCGGCCAGAUGAUUUUGUGGCAUGGCGUCAGAGGAGACAAGUGUCUGACCCUGAGGCUGAGCUCACACAGGCCGUGAGACGAGCCUUGUGUCUACCAUGA
This is a messenger RNA of Cladophialophora psammophila CBS 110553, 1452 nucleotides long. RefSeq lists its product as uncharacterized. The record is from RefSeq and is a predicted model, not a curated record. The transcript is spliced from 2 exons. NCBI's taxonomy places the organism in Eukaryota, Fungi, Ascomycota, Eurotiomycetes, Chaetothyriales, Herpotrichiellaceae. The coding region runs from base 1 to 1452 and encodes 483 amino acids. Gene Ontology annotation, molecular function: FAD binding.